AUGGAUGCGGUGCAGGUGAAGCAUAUAUUAGAGAAGACUGUUGGUCCUACUCGAAAGGAUUGGUCUUUGCGCCUUAACGAUGCUCUCUGGGCCUACCGAACUGCUUACAAAACUCCAAUCGGUAUGUCUCCAUUUCGCUUAAUCUUUGGUAAACCUUGUCAUUUACCUGUCGAGCUUGAACACAGGGCCCUUUGGGCAAUUAAGAAGUACAACUUCGACAUGAAGGAAGCAGGAAAUAUCAGAAGGUUACAACUGAGCGAACUGGACGAGCUUCGCAAUGAUGCUUAUGAGAACGCAAAAAUUUACAAGGAAAAAACAAAGGCGUUUCAUGAUAGGCAUAUCAUUAGGAAGUCGUUUGAAAUAGGGCAAAGAGUAUUACUCUUUACCUCUAAGUUCAAGCUUUUUCCAGGUAAGCUUCGAUCCCGUUGGACGGGCCCGUAUAUUAUUACUAAUGUCUACCCUUAUGGUGCAGUUGAUAUCCGACAUAUUAGCACGGGAAAUGAAUCGAAGGUUAAUGGGCAUAGGUUGAAAGUCUACCACGAAAAUGUUUUGCAUCAAGAAGAUGAAGUGCUCCACUUCAUUGAUGUACCUGCUAUUGUGCAAAACUGA
This is a messenger RNA of Prunus avium (sweet cherry), 609 nucleotides long. Lineage: Eukaryota; Viridiplantae; Streptophyta; Magnoliopsida; Rosales; Rosaceae. The record is from RefSeq and is a predicted model, not a curated record.